This is a messenger RNA of Venturia canescens, 2135 nucleotides long. RefSeq names its product IC cytokine homolog beag (gene beag). Gene Ontology annotation, cellular component: nucleus. Gene Ontology annotation, biological process: mRNA splicing, via spliceosome. The coding region runs from base 254 to 1840 and encodes 528 amino acids. NCBI's taxonomy places the organism in Eukaryota, Metazoa, Arthropoda, Insecta, Hymenoptera, Ichneumonidae. The transcript is spliced from 3 exons. The record is from RefSeq and is a predicted model, not a curated record.
AGGCUAGCCUCACGCCAAGCUCACGGUCGGGAGUCUAGCCAAAAAGUAGAAGAAGAAGAAGAAGAGAGCAUAGUAUUAGUAUGGAGACAAAAUAUUUAUGUAUUGAAAUAAUAAUAAACAAGAGUUCUGGGCUAUUAUUUAGUUAAUAAAAAGUUAAAACAUUUGAAUUAGUGAUAACUGUUAACACGUCAACUGCUAGUGGAACUUCAAAUUUGCAGAACGUUUUAUAUCAGAGACUUAUAUCAGAUUCAAGAUGCCAGACACAAUGGAGGAUGACAUGAGUAUGUCAGUACGUUUGACAAACGAUGAUUUCCGUAAGUUAUUGAUGACGCCGAGAUCGUCGGUGCCAUCUUCAACACCGGCGUCAAUGCCAGGAACAGCAAGAGAUACAUCAACAAAAGUAUCACAGACUCCAUCUGUGAGCGGUGGUAACAGAGCUGAGCUCAGACGUAAAAAGAAGAGUUUUUAUGCAAAGUUGAAAAAGCAAGAAGAAGAUAAAAUGGCAGAAUUAGCAGAAAAGUAUAGAGAUCGUGCUAGAGAGCGCAGGGACGGCUCGACAACGGAAUAUCAACCGGAAGACCCCAUGAACAGUACAAGCGCAUACAGAGCAGUCGCACCUGACGUUAAAUCUGGUAUGGAUGCUGCAGAACGCAGGAGACAAAUGAUUCAGCAGUCAAAAUUCUUGGGAGGUGACAUGGAGCAUACUCACUUGGUCAAGGGUUUGGAUUAUGCUUUGCUGCAAAAGGUGCGGAGUGAAAUCGAGGCGAAGGAGACGGAACAGGAGCAAGAGAUGGAAAAGUUGGUGAAGCCAAAGGAGAAGGAAAAGAAAGAGGAGAAGAAACCGGAAAAGAAGCCGGACGAGAUGCAAUUCAAGACGAAAAUAGGUCGAAACAUACACAAAACGAUAAUGACGAUGAAGUCGAAGCACGUGGAGCGUAAUGAGUUGUUUACACCGGGCCGCAUGGCCUACGUAAUAGAGCUGGACGAUGAGAAUGCGGAGGUGGACAUACCGACGACGUUGAUAAGAAGCAAAGCGGAUGUACCAACGGUGGACGCGACGCCGACGCUCACCACGAACGACAUAGUAAUAAACAAGCUUGCACAAAUUUUGUCGUAUCUACGGCAGGGUAAUCGUCACGGGAAAAAAGGCAAAAAAAAUAAAGACGGUCGUACACGUGGAGAAGAAACGAUGGAAGGUGAGGGUCCGGCACGGGCUCAGGAGGACAGUAUUUACGGGGAUAUCGGUGAUUAUGUGGCUUCUGUGAGCAAAAAAGAGUCAACAUCGAGCGGAGGCUCUCGUCAACACGAUCAGAAGAAAAAACAAGGUUCUUACUUUAACAAGCCAGCAGAGACAAGCGUAAGCACAGACGACACGGCAAACGCACCACAAUUGCCAAAUAUUCUCGCAGCUGUUGGUGAAGCAGCUGGUGGUCCUAAGAAAGGAGCAUUGCUCAAUAAAUUGAGAGCCGAACCCGAAGGAUAUGCCGAGUGUUAUCCCGGCUUGGACGAGAUGCAAGACGCCAUUGACGACUCGGACGACGAGGUCGAUUACACGAAGAUGGACCUUGGCAAUAAAAAAGGACCGAUCGGUCGGUGGGACUUUGACACACCCGAAGAAUACAGCGAAUAUAUGAACAACAAAGAAGCAUUGCCCAAAGCUGCUUUCCAGUACGGUGUCAAAAUGGCUGACGGAAGAAGAACCCGAAAAUACAACAAAGAGAAAAACGAAAAAGCCGAACUCGAUCGGGAAUGGCAGAAAAUUCAGAAUAUCAUGAACAAAAGAAAACCUUCGGGAAGCAAUUUGGAGGGCGCACCCGAAUUCAAAGUUCCAAGAUAUUAGCUUUUCUGCAAAUAACCGUAAUCCGAAAUAACAAGUAAUCUUCGGGGUGUCUUGUAACACGUAUUUAUAAGCGGUAACUUGAAUUGGUGCCCGAAUUCAAGGUAGAAAUGUGUAUAUUACAUCCUGCUGAAUUAUUCCAAUAGUGUUCGGUGAUUUUGAGAACAGAAAACAUUUGAACAUUAAGAAGAAUAACAGAAUUAAUACGAAUGAACACGAAAAUAAAAGAAUGAAAAUAUUUUUGUGCAAAAGACUCCGAAUAUCUCCGAAAAACUCCGAAUAAAGAUUAGUAAUCAUU